Messenger RNA from Punica granatum (pomegranate), 699 nucleotides. The record is from RefSeq and is a predicted model, not a curated record. Lineage: Eukaryota; Viridiplantae; Streptophyta; Magnoliopsida; Myrtales; Lythraceae.
AAAACAGAAAUUACUAUAAUUUGAGUUCACGGCAUUGAACUCACUGCUUCACCCGAACAGAACUCCAUUAACGGAGCUCGGCAACUCUGUUGGUCAUGGCGGCCGCGGCGAUCUACAGCCUCUUCAUCAUCAACAAGUCCGGCGGGCUGAUCUAUUACAAGGAGUAUGGAUCGGCGGGAAGGAUGGACACGAACGACAGCUUGAGAGUGGCGAGCCUGUGGCACUCCAUGCACGCCAUCUCCCAGCAGCUCUCCCCGACCGUCGGGUGCUCCGGCAUUGAGCUCCUCGAGGCCGACGCUUUCGAUCUCCACUGCUUUCAGUCCCUUACCGGAACAAAAUUCUUCGUGGUGUGCGAACCCGGGACACUUCACAUGGAUGCUCUACUGAAGGUUAUUUACGAGCUUUACACGGACUAUGUCCUGAAGAACCCCUUUUACGAGAUGGAGAUGCCAAUCAGGUGCGAGCUCUUUGACCUCAAUUUGUCCCAGGCGGUUCAAAAAGACCGCGUCGCUCUUUUAGGAAGAUGAUUGAAUCUCUUUUGAACAUUACUCUGUUGCUUCAAUUAUUUGUACAGAGAUUUGAGCACGAUGUUAGUACACUGUAAUUCCUCUUCUCUUCGAUAUUUAUAUAUCACCUGUGAACUAUAACGAAAAGUACCUUUGCUGUAUCCUUAAUGAAAUUCACGAGUUAAUGGAGCAA